AUGUUUGAAAGUUCUUCUGCGACAAUAUCUAAUACUAGGUCAAUAAUUGAUAUCAUCGCCGAUGAUAUCGAAUUUUCAGUUAAAUCUGAUACUAGUACCACCUAUAAUGAUAUUCAUGAAAACCAAAAAAAAAGACAACCAGAUUACAAAAAUAAAACAGUUAUUAAUUUAGACAAAGAAGAUCAUCAAUCCAAGAGAAGAAA
Molecule: messenger RNA, 203 nt
Organism: Racocetra fulgida
Lineage: Eukaryota; Fungi; Glomeromycota; Glomeromycetes; Diversisporales; Gigasporaceae
Source: the annotation of a GenBank genome assembly